Molecule: messenger RNA, 1799 nt
Organism: Colius striatus (speckled mousebird)
Lineage: Eukaryota; Metazoa; Chordata; Aves; Coliiformes; Coliidae
Gene: TMCO6
Product: transmembrane and coiled-coil domains 6
Exons: 12
Coding region: 11-1558 (515 amino acids)
Biological process (GO): protein import into nucleus
Molecular function (GO): nuclear import signal receptor activity; protein binding
Source: RefSeq, a predicted model, not a curated record
UCCAGCCGCCAUGUGGGGCCGGCGGCUGCGCAGGGCCGGCCGCGGGGCCGGGCGAGGGGCGGAGGAGCUGCGGGCCCGGCGGCGGGAGCGGGAAGCAGCCCUCAGGAGAGCCCGGCGGCAGGAGCAGCUGGUCAGCAAGCGGCUGCUGCGGGACGACGCCGCUGAGGACGGGGCACGGGAUGGAGCAGAAGUUGUGCCGGGCCCUCUCUCAGAGGAUGAGGUCCUUCAGCUGCUCAGAGGUGUGCAGAGGGGUUCAGAGGACAGGAAAAGGUGCCUGGGCCGCCUGCGCUGGGCUCUGCGGGACAAGGACACGCAGCACAAGUUCGUCAGGCUGGAGGGCAGCAUCCGGACGCUCACCGGGCUGUUCACCAGCAGCCUGGCCGAGCUGCAGAUGGAGGCCGCGCGCUGCCUGCACGAGCUGUCCCACUCCAGUGAGCCCGGCGUGGCCGAGGCCUGUCUGCCCCUCACCUCCUACCUCCUCACGUACCUCUCGGGGCACAGCGUUGAGUUCACGGAGCUGUGUCUGUACACGCUGGGGAACCUGGUAGUGGAGAGUGAAGCCGUGAGGAAGCAACUUCUGCCUCAGGGCAUCAUCGCAGUGCUGGCAUCAUGCAUCCAGUCCCCGCAUGAGGCCGUGCUGGAAGGCCUGGGCUACGUCCUCUCGCAGCUCCUCCAGGCCAAGGAAGCCCCGGCAGAGAUCAUACCCCUGGUGCUGGCCUCGGCUCUGCCCCAGCACAUGCUGCGCCUGCUGUGUGCCCCCAGCACCGGGCUCGGAGCGGCCGUGGAGUUCGCCUGGUGCCUCCACUACAUAAUCUGCAGCCCAGCAGGCACCGAGGCACUGCUGGCACUGGGGGCCAUGCCCGCCCUCGCCUCCCUCUUGCUAAGCCUGGCCUCUGAGGUGCCCCAGGACGGCUCUGAGGUGCCCCAGGACGGCUCUGAGGUGCCCCAGGAUGUUCCUGAGGGCCUGGAGCUGCUCGUGUGCCCGGUGCUGCGGUGCCUCGGUAACCUGCUGGCAGAGGAGUCAAGCUGUGAAGUGCAGAUCCAGGACGAGCGCCUGCUCAUCACCCUCUUCCUCAUCCUCCAGUGCUUCCUCCCCCAGCAUCCCUUCAUUGUGCAGGAGGGGCUCUGGCUGCUCAACAACCUCACGGCUGAUGAGCCCUUCUUCUGCGCUGCACUGCUGUCCCUGGACCUGCUGCCAGCCCUGCUCCAGCUCCUGCCCUGCUUCCCCAUGACCACGGUGCUGGCCCUGAGGGUUCUGUGCAACGUGGCAGAGAAGGGCCCAGAGUACUGCCAGCAGCUGCACCAGCCUGCCCUGCCCCUGCUGCUGCCCACCCUGGCCCUGCCUGACCCCGAGCCCGUGGGGCACUGCCUCGAGCUGCUGCACCUCCUCUUCCUGCACUGCCCCGAGGCCACGUCUGAUUUCGUCAGGAUGGGGGGUCCGCAGGCCCUGGAGCGGCACCGGAGCAGCCCCGAGCUGCAGGAGCGGGCUGAGGCGCUGCUGGCCAUGCUCCCGCCCCCACCGCCCCCUGCCCGCAGCCCCUGCCCCGCCUUGUCCUAGCCCACACCGGCCCCUUCCCCUCCUACCCCGCCUCCAGGCCGUGCCCUCCCUUCCCGGGCUCCAGACAGGGCUGGUUGCCCUCUCCAGCCCCCAGCAGCCUGGGGUGUGAGGGGGCUGAGCCUCCCGGUCCCUCCAGCGUGGCCCCGUGGCUGUGAGGCUGAGGCUGGGCAGGGGGUGACAGCACACGGGCUGAGUUCAAAUGAGACACGCGGCGCAUUAAAGGUCAUCAGGCCAAGCUCCA